UACAACCAUAAAACGUUCAAAGUUCCGGAUCCACAAUAACCCCCAAAUUCACAUACUCGCAGCUCAAACCCUAGAAAUCACCCAGCAAGAUCCAAAAUCUCUCCUGCAUAUUCAAAUCUAUACUUCACCAAUUUGCACCAGCACCCAAAAUUCAACCUUAUUAUGGCAUCGAAGAAGAAAGAAUCUGAAGGCAUCGCCUUACUCUCCAUGUACGGCGACGAAGAAGAUGACGAUAUGGAAGAAGAUGACAUAGACAACGAUAACACCGGUAACGAUGUCGUUUUGGAGGAGAACAAGGAGCAGGGUGAAGUUGUUGCGAAUAUGGAAGAAUAUGAUGAUGAAUUAGAGGCCGUUAAUGUUAAUGAUAAUGAUAAUACGACGUCGGUUUCUCCAGCUCAGCAAGUUGUUAGGAGGAAGGGAGGUUUAACGAUUGUUGAUUAUGGGCAUGAUGAAGCAGCAAUGUCGCCUGAACCAGAGGAAGGGGAAAUAGCAGCAGCAGGUCGAGUAAUGUUCGGUGCAGAGCUUCAAACUGCAAAUGGAACACCACAAGGAACUACACCACCAAACACACAAUCAACUCCACCUCAAUCAUCCGAUCAAUCACAAUCCGACGCAUUGUUAAACUCCAACCGAAACGAAACAGAACGCUCAGAGCCCGAAGAAUCCGUCAACGUUACUACAGAAGACGACCGCAGUGCAUUGGACAAGUUUCUCCCGCCACCUCCAACGACAAAGUGCUCGGACGAACUGCAAGAAAAGAUUACGAAGUUCAUUCUGCUGAAGAAGAAAACUGGGAGAAGCUUUAAUUCAGAAGUGCGCAAUAGGAAAGAAUACCGCAACCCGGAUUUUUUGUUACAUGCUGUCACGUAUCAGGAUAUUGAUCAGAUUGGAUCUUGCUUCAGUAAAGAUGUUUUUGAUCCGCAUGGUUAUGAUAAGGCUGAUUAUUACGAUGAGAUAGAGGCUGAUAUCAAGAGGGAAGUAGAGAGAAAAGAGCAAGAGAAAAAGAAAAACCAGAAGAUCGAGUUUUUGUCGGGUGGAACACAGUCUGUAGUAGCUAUUCCGACACCAAAAGUCAUGCCGGUUCAAGCUGUGCCACCGCUAGCUGGCGGUGGUUCAAAUCGUGUUUCAGCAACGGGGACUCGAGAGGGAAGACUGAAUAAGAAAUCUAAGUGGGAUAAGGUCGACGAGGACCGAAGGCAUCCCAGCGGACAGGACCCUAUAUCAGGUGCCGGGUCAGCAUUCUUAUCUGCUGGCACCGGGUACACAGCCUUCGCGCAACAGAGGCGAAGAGAGGAGGAAAGAAGGUCAACUGACAGGAAGUAGCGAAAUGAUCGAUCGUAUUGCUUUAAUGCUUUGCAAGUAAGAAACCGAAGCGGGUCGGGUUGGAUUGGGUUUUCUUUCCUCUAGAUAGGGAGGGGGGUUGCCAUGUUUUGUACUUGUCGAAUGAUAUCCGAGCCUAGCGUGUAAUUUUCUUAUAUGUGCAACUAUGUUACGAGGCGCUUAAGUGUUGCAUCUUGGUUAUUUGAUACAUGUUUUAUGACCAAAUUAAUAUGUUACAUACUUACAUCCUUGUAGUUUAUAAUCA
This is a messenger RNA of Helianthus annuus (common sunflower), 1585 nucleotides long. Its product is annotated as SAP30-binding protein. Bases 163 to 1323 code for a protein of 386 amino acids. NCBI's taxonomy places the organism in Eukaryota, Viridiplantae, Streptophyta, Magnoliopsida, Asterales, Asteraceae. The record is from RefSeq and is a predicted model, not a curated record. Gene Ontology annotation, biological process: regulation of DNA-templated transcription. The transcript is spliced from 6 exons. Gene Ontology annotation, cellular component: nucleus.